UCUUGUCAGUCGUGAUCGGUAUUUCGUAUAGUAUAUAUCACGCUGCAAAGAUUAUAUGAAACAGUGAAAAGAUACCAAAAGUAUUACGCGCUUGGAUUUUCAAUUGAAAUAACGAGAAGCUGAUCAUCUUUGAAUUGGUCAUCUUUUUAAUGUAAUAUAAAUAUGAGAAUUAAGACAGUUCCAAGACAUAGAAUAUUCCAAAGUAGAAUUAAGAUUGCAUCUGCAACAGAGAAUCUUUCUGAUGAGGAAAGUGUGGAUGCCGAAAAAGAUUAUGAGUCAACGGAUGCAAUAGAUAGCCAAGAAUCAAAUCAGACGUGCGCAUCAUCUUCAAACAUUCUGAUUCCAAUUAUGACAUCCACUAGCUUGAACAAUAAAGUGACUUUGUCUUCAUCCACCGAUAUAUCGCUCACUAAUGAUGAUAGCAAUAACAUAGAGGUCAUGAAUCUAUCAACAAAGGAUACUUCCAAUCGUGAUGAUGUUGCAUCAGGUACCUCCACCGAGCCAGAAGAUAAAUUAAAAGAUUCUUUUCUCUACAAGAUCAUGACCGAUCCAGACUUUUUUAAAAAUAUGCAGAGGAAUAAGCAGUCGAAGAAGUUUAUCUGUCUUUUCUGCAAGGAAGAAUUUAUGACGUGCGAGGAAUUGACAAGUCAUAUGGACGUGAAAAAGAACGAUAACAACCAGAUCGUCUGCUGCGCCUGUAAAAAGACUUUCGCCGAGAAGAGAUAUCUGAAGUAUCAUCAGAGAUGUCACUCUGAGAGGACCAAGUUCACCUGUGACAUUUGUACCAAGAAGUACACGAGGUUGGACAACUUGACGAGGCAUAACGUGUUGCAUGUGAAUCCUGACAAGUUCUCCUGUUCGAUCUGCAACAAGACCUUUACUCGCAAGGAUCUGCUCAACAAGCACCGAAAGAGUCACGAGAAGUGUAAUCUUUACUGCGUGAAAUGCGGUAAAUAUUUCAGAAGCAUUCUCACACUAGAAAAUCACCAAUGGACGCAUCGCGAAACAUCGAACACUUCAACAAAUACAGCUGUUUGUAAGACUGAGAAUUUAAUUCCCACUGGAAAUAUAAUUUGCAAAAUUGAGAAUUCAGUUUCCGCUGAGAAGAAAGUUGAUAAAACUCAGGAUUUAACUUCGGGUGAAAGUUUAGUUUGCAAAACUAAUGAUGUAAUUCGCAAAACUUAGAGAAUUUACCUUUUGAAAUUUGUUAGAUAAAACAUAUACAUAGAUGUGUAUCUAUUAUCUGUUCAUGCUAUCUCAUUUCUUAUUAUAUCUUUUGAUAAUCAAAAUAAAAAUU
Messenger RNA from Camponotus floridanus (Florida carpenter ant), 1297 nucleotides. RefSeq names its product zinc finger protein 816. The record is from RefSeq and is a predicted model, not a curated record. Gene Ontology annotation, molecular function: RNA polymerase II cis-regulatory region sequence-specific DNA binding; DNA-binding transcription factor activity. Gene Ontology annotation, biological process: regulation of transcription by RNA polymerase II. NCBI's taxonomy places the organism in Eukaryota, Metazoa, Arthropoda, Insecta, Hymenoptera, Formicidae. The transcript has 3 exons. The coding region runs from base 163 to 1185 and encodes 340 amino acids.